Messenger RNA from Empidonax traillii (willow flycatcher), 2854 nucleotides. It is a transcript of the gene LRRTM1, whose product is annotated as leucine rich repeat transmembrane neuronal 1. Gene Ontology annotation, molecular function: protein binding. The coding region runs from base 954 to 2516 and encodes 520 amino acids. The record is from RefSeq and is a predicted model, not a curated record. NCBI's taxonomy places the organism in Eukaryota, Metazoa, Chordata, Aves, Passeriformes, Tyrannidae. The transcript has a single exon.
UCAAUCUGCCCAUGUCUGAGAUGCACAGUGCAGGCGUACAAUCAUGAGCAGCUUACGACACUCAGUGAACACUGGGUGCCUCUGCAUGCUCUAGCAACAUACUGCUCAGCUGAAGGGAAGGGAUUCUGGCUGUCUCUCUCUGCUCUAAGCAUCACCUAACAAGCACAGCGAACAAAGAAUGGGAAAUAAAGCGACCCUUAGCCGGUCAGUGAAUGAAUGGUAACCUCUCUCUGGAGUAAAGGUUGUGCCGGUCAAUGGUCGUUGCAAAUGACGGACAUUAAACAGAUUGACAAAGCCCGUGGAGUCGUUAGUAAAGAGUUUGGAGUUUUUUUCACGCCACAGUGUUAACUGCAGAGGAAAGGACAGAGGGAGAAGGAGAAGAUCAAGCUCAUGUACAUAGUUCUGAAACUUGCAGGUCCUAGGAGGCAGCUCCAAAGCUAGCUGGACAAGCCUUUCGCUCGUUGAGCAGAAGCGAAGUGAGACAUUGUGAGCUUGCCAGCCUUGCACAACAUUGAAAGGGACUGAAUUUGUAGCACAGAGGGGUCUUUUUUAGCUCUGCAUAUAAUUAGUCCAAACACAAAGGAAGCAACUGAAUGGAGGUUGUCACUCUCUGGAAAAGGGUGGGUAAGACACUUUUUAAUUAAAUUCUUUCAUGAAGAAAGAUUUUUUUUUUUCCUUUGCUGCAGCAUUUAACAUGAACAAAAUCACUAUCGUUUUACCUUUGAAUGUCUGUGAACUUUAAUGCUGCACAGCUCCUGCAUGCUGUAAAGUGAAAUAUUUGCCUCUGUGUUUGUUCUGUUUGCUGUUUUGCUUCGGUUUUCGGGCUUUGUUUUGUUGGUUUGCCUUUUUUUAUUUUUUUUUUUUAUUUUUUUUCACCCUUUAAAUAAAAUAUGAUGUAGAAUUUGAAAAGAUUCAAUGGACAUUCUCAAGCAUAUUUGGAAAUAUUCUUGCUAAUGGAUUUCCUUCUUAUCGGUCUCUGUUUAAACUGGCUGCUGAGGAAGCCCCCGGGGUUGAUAUUGUGUACGCUGGGUAUCUUUUCUAAAAUGCUUCCAGCUGUGAAUAGUGGGUGUCCACAGCUCUGUCGGUGUGAGGGCAGGCUUUUGUACUGUGAAUCACUGAAUCUCACAGAGAUGCCUCGCAACCUGUCGGGCAUGAUGGGCUUGUCUCUGCGGUACAACAGCCUUUCAGAGCUGCAUGAUGGACAGUUCACAGGGUUAAUGCAGCUCACGUGGCUCUAUCUGGAUCACAAUCACAUUUGCUCAGUGGAGGGGAAUGCCUUUCAAAAAUUGCGGCGAGUUAAAGAGCUCACCCUGAGUUCCAACAAAAUAACCCAACUGCCCAACACCACUUUCCGCCCCAUGCCAAACUUGCGCAGUGUGGAUUUAUCUUACAACAACCUACAGUCUCUGGAGCCCGACCUGUUCCACGGGCUGAGGAAACUGACAACUUUGCACAUGCGGUCGAACGCCAUCAAGUUCGUGCCGGUGAGAAUUUUUCAGGACUGUCGCAGCCUGAAGUUUCUGGACAUAGGAUACAAUCAGUUAAAGAGCCUGGCUCGAAACUCUUUUGCGGGCUUGUUCAAACUCACCGAGCUGCACCUCGAGCACAAUGACUUGGUGAAAGUGAAUUUAGCCCAUUUUCCCAGGCUCAUCUCCCUGCACUCUCUCUGCUUGAGAAGGAAUAAAGUUACCAUCGUGGUAAACACCUUGGACUGGAUAUGGCAACUGGAAAAGAUGGAUCUCUCCGGCAACGAAAUCGAAUACAUCGAACCUCACGUUUUCGAAAGUGUACCUCAUCUCAAAUCCCUGCAGCUGGACUCCAACCGGCUGACCUACAUCGACUCCCGGGUCCUGGACUCCUGGAAGUCCCUCACUAGCAUCAGCCUCUCCGCCAACGCCUGGGACUGCAGCCGGAACGUCUGCGCCCUGGCCUCCUGGCUCAGCAACUUCCAGGGUCGCUACGACAGCAACCUGCUCUGUGCCACCCCCGAGUACGCGCAGGGCGAGGAUGUUCUGGACGCCGUGUACGCCUUCCACCUGUGCGAAGACGCAGACCCCACGAGCGUCAACACCUUCUCCCCGGUGACCAACAACAGCGACCAGACGCUCGGCUACGGCUCCGCCACCGCCACCUACGACGCGCCGGAGGGCGGCGAGGACCGGACCACGUACGCCGUCACCAUCACCAUGCCCGGCGAGAACUCCGAGAACGCCGUGCAGAUUCACAAGGUGGUGACGGGCACCAUGGCACUGAUUUUUUCCUUCCUCAUCGUGGUUUUGGUGUUGUACGUCUCCUGGAAGUGCUUUCCAGCCGGCUUAAGGCAACUAAGACAGUGCUUUGUCACACAGCGCAGGAAGCAGAAGCAGAAACAGACCAUGCACCAAAUGGCUGCCAUGUCAGCCCAGGAGUAUUAUGUUGAUUACAAACCCAACCACAUUGAGGGAGCCCUGGUGAUCAUUAAUGAGUAUGGAUCUUGUUCCUGUCACCAGCAGCCAGCGAGGGAAUGCGAGGUGUGAUUUUCCUUUUGGGAUUUAAACAGUGUGCAACCAAAUAACAGCGUGCAGGCAGACAGUGGCACGGGGUGGGGGGGGUUGCUGGGCUUUGCUGGUGGUUUCUGACGUGCACCUCUGCCCAAAUUGUUAAGAGGGGCUGUCCCAGAGACUUGAUAUUUUAGCUUUAUCGUGUCUUAAAAACCUUCAGGACAGCCAAUCUUAAGGUUUCAUAUGCUAAUACUCCCUUCCAAGAUCUGUCAAUAUUCAGGAAUCUGAGAGUGUAAAAAGGUACCAAUUAUUGAUCUUUUGUAAACUAAGAAAACUGUUUAAAAUAAAAAAGAAUAGCAUUUACAGUUUUUACA